Messenger RNA from Symbiodinium necroappetens, 765 nucleotides. NCBI's taxonomy places the organism in Eukaryota, Dinophyceae, Suessiales, Symbiodiniaceae. The record is from the annotation of a GenBank genome assembly.
AUGCGGUGGCUUUCCUCCGUGCUUGCAGCGCUGUCUGCAUCCUUCGCUACCUGGUAUGCUGUGGAUCAGCGCCGCCUGGAGGAGCUUCGGAGGCUCCCGAGUCUUCCACCCGACAGCUGCGACAGCUGCCUGGAGCUGCAACGCCUCGUGGAGCAGCAGGUUGCGCGGAUCUUGGAGCUGGAAGGUGCUGGAGAGCCAACGGGAGACCUCAUCGGAAGGAGCUUCAGCCUGCUGCAGGACCUGGGUAGCCACUCUGUCGAAGAGGGCUUAGCACUGCUCGGGUUGGACCAGAGUCCUGAGUUCAAUCAUUAUCGCAGUCUUCUAUGGAAUGCCACGGAAGUCAUCCAUGCUGAAGCUGCUCGAAGGCUGGAGGGAUUGCAGCCGGUGGUUCUUAUGGCCGGCCAGAAGUGCUCCGAGCUCUAUGGCCAGCUUCCUCCGGAGGUGACGCAGCCAGUGCUGGGCGGUGUUCAGGCGGCCAAGGAGCUCGUGGAGCAGAUGCUGUGGCAAACCAACAGCCGGCUUCAGGAAGGCCUCAGCCGGUUUUUGGACCGGCACCCGCAGCACCGCCCCAGCCUCACCGGAGUGCCACCGGCCUUGGUCUUUGGAGUGCUGGCUUUGGGGCUGCUGGAGUCUCUGAUGUGGCUCCGUUCACUGCUACUCUGCUUUGGCUGCUGCAGAAGACGAAAGCCUCGGGGCCAGGGCCAGGGCGGCAGGGAGAAGGAGAAGUCCGAGAAGGCGGAGAAGUCGGAAAAGGAGAAGAAGUGA